AUUUUGUGUUUACCACAGUGUUACUAGGCUCACUUUGUAGUUCAGUCUGUCAGCUUUCACUUUCAUAAUUGUGUUUUGCUAAAAUAUUUAUCUGUUUGAUUUCACAGUCAAGUUUUAUGCGCCUCACCCCAUGUUUUCGUAUUUCUGAGUGUAUUCAGAUUCCCCGCAUUAACUAACCUGACUAAUCCCUCAGUAUGGCCACUAUUUGGAAAUUCAAUCUUCAAUUUGAUACUCAAUCACACAAGUUUUAUUUGUACCCACUUCCUGUAAUACUAUAGCGGUCGGUGAAAACAUUAGUGGUUAAGAUUACCGGGGAAAGUUGCAGGCACUGAGAUUUCGGGAGUUAAAUGUUCGUUUUGGGCUGGGGUGAAAAACUGGGUUUCCCGUUGAAAUGCAAGAAGCUUGUUGUUCUUGUGUUACUCAUUCAUGCAAAUUGGCGAAGGUAUAAUUGAAACAAGGUUGGCUGUGUUUGAGUCAGGACUGCAGCUGAGCUCAGCUUAAAGGUCGCUGGAAAUCAAGUGCUUUGUCAGUGAAGGCGUUCUGACUCCCAGUGAUUCUAGACACUUGGGGAAUGUCAAUCUCAGGCAUCGGCCGUCCGUUUCUGUGAAGUCUGGAGUCUCGCGCCGUCCUGAGGUUAAAGACGCCCCUGACCAGCUUUUUCUUGCCACCACCGCUGGUUUUUUCUCUGGCUGCAGCACAGCCGCUGCUAGCCUGUCUACAGACAGAGCUCUUCAUUUUGACUCUCAGCCCUGAACAUGCUUGGAAAUGAGAACAAAUGGCACAGAGUUUACGAUUGCACUUCGCAGCCAGAAGAAGCAAGACUUACCCUCUGUCGGAACCCUCUGGAGAUGACUUGGAUAACCACAUUCACACACACGGCCAGAGGCCACCCCGGAUCUCAGUGGCCAGCGUGGUUCAAAUGAGGCUGACCCCCAGACAGACGCCACUGGCUCAGUGGGUAGAUCAUAGAUCCGCCGAAAGUACUGACAGAAAGAGCAGCUGCCUGCAGAUCUCACUGCGGCCCAGGUAUGGUGGGUGUCUUCCCUCCGGCACUGUUGUGGUAGAUAGGGACGAUAUUUCCUUUACCUGUGCUUUAAAGGAUAGUGUUUGCAGCAGCACUGGAGUCGACAGUGAGGUGUCCAGUGCCAGCGAUGGCAGCCUCUUAGGUAUUUCUGCCAUGUACAGUGGCAGCCUCAGUAACUUCUCAGCCAGUGACAAUGGGUCUUACAGCAGCAAUGGUAGUGACUGUGGGUCUUGUGCAAGCCUCACAAGUGGAGGCUCUUACACAGGCAGUGUUGUCAGCGACAGUAGUGGUUAUGAGACCUUUUUCAGUGGAAAUUUACCUUCUGACAACGCCUCCAACAGAAGCGUGCCAGUCAACACUGCUCCCCGUGAAGUUCUGUGCAGAAGUCCCAGUAGGCUUCCCUUUGCCCAGGAAGACCUGGAACAUGGAGUAGAGAUUAUGAAAGUGCCGGUGAGCGGGAAUGCAAAGGUUCCACUGAAGCGCUGCACAUCUUUGGUCAUUUUCCCAAGGAGUCCUUCAAACACUCCACCAGCAUCCCCGACAAGCAGGGGUGCCUACCAGACCUCACACCAGUUGGUUGUGUCUCCUACCGAAACUGCACCUCAUGAAGACGGAACUGGCACCAGGGGCUUCCUGUCGACGGCUGUCAGCGGGCUUCGAUUAUCUAAAGCGACUUGUACUCCUGGGGAAGUCAGAGAUGUACGGCCGCUCCAUGCCAAGGGCUCCCUGCAAAAGAAAAUUGUCAUUUCAGAUAAUAGGCCCAAACAAACUGUGUGUGAGAAGUUGCCGGAAGGAUUUUCCUGUGUUUCGGUGCACUUGACCCAACAAAAUCAAACAGCGUCAGAUUAUGCAAACCCACAUGUUGGCCGCACAUCAGAGAGGUUAGAACUUCAGCUCCAGUCUGAUUUGGACCAUGGCAUGCUCACACAGAGGGCAUCUCCUUGCUUACCAACUACAGCAGACACGGAUUCCCAUGUAAACAUCCGUGGAGAGUUGGAAAGACCAAAUUCACAGAGAAGCAGAGGCCGUGCUGCUUUGCAAAGAAGUGUCUCGCUGGGUGGGACAUAUCCGAAUGUUUCCUGUUUAUCCAGCCUGAAGCACAGUUGUUCAAAGGGGGGACCAUCUCAGUUGCUCAUAAAGUUUGCAUCUGGGAAUGACGGUAAAGUUGAUAGUUUCUGGAGAGAGAGAGACUUGACAAAUGAACUGUCCGGUGUCUGUAAGACAAGAGAUGAUUUCCUGGGUCAAGUGGAUGUCCCUCUCUAUCCUUUACCGACUGAAAACCCAAGAAUUGAGAGACCAUAUACAUUUAAGGAUUUUGUUCUUCAUCCAAGAAGCCACAAAUCAAGAGUUAAAGGUUAUCUGAGAUUAAAAAUGACUUACUUACCUAGAAACGGCUCAGAUGAUGAAAAUGCAGACCAGGCUGAGGAGUUAGAGCCUGGCUGGGUUGUUUUGGACCAACCAGAUGCUGCCACCCAUUUGCAGCAUCCACCAGAACCUUCUCCCCUACCUCCAGGGUGGGAGGAGAGGCAGGAUGUCCUUGGAAGGACCUACUACGUAAACCAUGAGUCUAGAACAACACAAUGGAAAAGACCAAGCCCUGAGGAUGACCUCACAGAUGAUGAGAAUGGUGACAUUCAGCUGCAGGCACAGCGAGCAUUUACCACCAGGCGGCAGAUAUCGGAGGAUGUGGAUGGCCCUGACAACCACGAGUCCCCUGAGAAUUGGGAGAUUGUACGAGAAGAUGAGAACACCAUGUACAGUGGUCAGGCUGUUCAGUCGCCUCCGUCAGGUCACGCAGACGUGCAGGUCCGCCUCGCAGAGGAGUUAGAUACCAGACUCACCAUGUAUGGAAACCCGGCCACCAGCCAGCCAGUCACCAGCUCAAACCAUUCCAGCAGAGGAGGCAGCUCGCAAACCUGUAUCUUUGAGGAACAGCCUACACUUCCUGUGCUUUUGCCUACUUCAUCUGGAUUGCCACCAGGUUGGGAAGAAAAACAAGAUGACAGAGGAAGAUCGUACUAUGUAGACCACAACUCUAAGACGACCACAUGGUCCAAGCCCACCAUGCAGGAUGAUCCAAGAUCGAAAAUUCCUGCUCAUCUGAGAGGAAAGACACCAGUCGACUCCAAUGACCUGGGACCUUUACCUCCAGGCUGGGAAGAAAGAACCCACACAGAUGGAAGGGUCUUCUUCAUAAAUCACAAUAUAAAGAAGACACAGUGGGAAGAUCCUCGGAUGCAGAAUGUGGGCAUAACUGGACCAGCAGUGCCCUACUCCAGAGAUUACAAAAGAAAGUAUGAGUUUUUCCGAAGGAAGCUGAAGAAGCAGACUGACAUUCCAAACAAAUUUGAAAUGAAACUUCGCCGUGCAAACAUUCUGGAGGAUUCUUACCGGAGAAUCAUGGGUGUGAAGAGAGCUGACUUCCUCAAGGCCCGACUCUGGAUUGAGUUUGAUGGUGAAAAGGGCCUUGACUAUGGAGGAGUUGCCCGAGAAUGGUUCUUCCUCAUCUCAAAGGAGAUGUUUAAUCCCUAUUAUGGCCUGUUUGAAUAUUCCGCUACGGACAAUUACACUCUGCAGAUAAAUCCAAACUCGGGCUUGUGUAAUGAAGAUCACCUCUCAUACUUCAAGUUCAUUGGCCGUGUGGCCGGGAUGGCGGUUUAUCAUGGCAAGCUGUUGGAUGGGUUUUUCAUCCGCCCCUUUUACAAGAUGAUGCUUCAGAAACUGAUAACACUGCACGACAUGGAGUCCGUGGAUAGUGAAUAUUACAGUUCUCUGCGAUGGAUUCUUGAAAAUGACCCAACGGAGCUGGACCUGAGAUUUAUCAUAGAUGAAGAGCUUUUUGGACAGACACAUCAACACGAGCUGAAAACUGGUGGAUCGGAGGUUGUGGUCACCAACAAGAACAAAAAGGAGUAUAUCUACCUUGUAAUCCAGUGGCGAUUUGUGAACAGAAUCCAGAAGCAAAUGGCUGCUUUUAAAGAGGGAUUUUUUGAACUGAUACCACAGGAUCUGAUCAAGAUAUUCGAUGAAAAUGAACUAGAGCUUCUCAUGUGUGGUCUGGGAGAUGUGGACGUGAACGACUGGAGGGAACAUACAAAAUACAAAAAUGGAUACAGCUUAAACCACCAGGUCAUCCACUGGUUCUGGAAGGCUGUUUUGAUGAUGGAUUCAGAAAAAAGAAUUCGCUUACUUCAGUUUGUUACUGGCACAUCCCGUGUGCCUAUGAAUGGAUUUGCUGAACUCUAUGGCUCAAAUGGACCACAGUCCUUCACAGUGGAACAGUGGGGCACCCCUGAUAAGCUGCCCAGAGCACAUACCUGCUUCAACCGCCUGGACCUGCCACCCUAUGAAUCCUUUGACGAACUCUGGGAUAAACUUCAGAUGGCGAUUGAGAACACGCAGGGCUUUGAUGGGGUUGAUUAGAUUACAAAAAACCAAGCUGUGGUGUCUUGUACACCAUAGUUCCUAAGCAAAAGCAAAAACAAAAUCACAUUUUAGCAUUUUCCAGAUAACUUCUAAAAGAUGGUCACUGGCUCUUAACAGAGUCCAGGGGACAGUUUGUUUAUCCAUGAUUUCAGCCACCACCAUGCUGACUUGUUCCUUUGUCCAAGUACUUUGUCCAGUUGUUGGGGUUCAUGUGUACGGCAGGAUGUGAGUCCUGCGUGCCUGAGUUCUGACCGUAUUUCAUCUUGCUAGGCAUAGGCACAUCCUUCUAAAACUACUGAGAUUCCAACUGUGAAAUAUCUGUAAUGAGUAGCUGGUGGGAAAAAUUGACGCUUUUUAAAGAUGAAAUUUGGACAAAGAAGUCUUUAAUGAUUGAUUCAUAAACCGCGACACACUUAGUACCACGUGUCGCUUACUUACUCUGUAGACCUGCCUAGUGUACCUUAUCGCCUAGACCCCUUGAAGCCGCUUUGGAAGAUGUAUCACAUGUGUUUUUAGUCACUUAAGUAAGUCACUUGUGUUUAAAAAAAAAAAAAAAAAAAGUUACUCUUCACUUGGAAGUAUUUCACGUGUGUUAGCAUGCAGCUUGAGCCUAAGCGAGUCUGGAGACAAGUGGAGCAAGCUUUUGUUCGCAGUGUGUAGUGAGUACUAGGCCUCCUUUUUGCCUGUGCACCCUCAAGGCUAGAGUCCUGUGUUAGCGUUAGAAUUCCUUCAAACACGAAACAAGCUCCACAACGCAGUGUUUCUAAGCAUGCCGUGAAGAACCGAGUUACAUGUAUGACUUGCCCUUACCAGCCACUCUUCACGCUUGCAGUCACGUAGUACAUACGUGUUUACGGAGUUCAUUAUGUUUACAGAUUAAGCGAAUUUCUGUAGUUGCAUUUUUAUAUUUUUAGUAUCACAUUAGUAUAAAAAUUUGUUUAAAAUAACCAAAGAGUAGUUCAAUGCAUAAUUUGUAUGAAUUUGUUACCAGGUUUCUUAUGCUUUCUAAAAAAUACUGUUUCCUAUGAAAAUUAUGUUUUAUUAAAGUCAAAAACCCUUGGGGCAAAAUGCUACAGGUGGAAUCCCACCAUAACCACAUUGAAGUACAGGAAGAGAUCCCAUGCGUGAAUCCACGCAUAAGCAGUGCUGGCUGGCUGUGUACCAGGCCCUUGAGAUAAAAUCGUCAGCUCCACCUUCAUCCUCAAGCUUAGAGAUGUGUAGGUGAUUAUACUAACAGUAGAAAGCAGGAGUUAGCAGAAUAAGGCAGAAGGACAGGAAAGCGAGGUCCUAGUCCGACUGCAAGAUUAUAUCUGCCAAGGUUCCUUGUAUUCACCUUACACUGGUGACUGAUCAGAAAAUGCUCUUUAUAGAUGAGAAAAGCUAAGCCUGUUUUUCAGUGUGGCAUGUAAUGAGUUAAUGUAAGCUUGUGUUAUAAACUUUCUGGAAUGCUUAUUAGUUGCCUGUGGGAGCUGUAAGAAAUAACUUGGGGCCAUUGGUUUAAGCUUACUGGCUCUGACAUGACUAGUGCCUGUCAGCCCAUGGUAGGGAUUUCAGUGACGGUAGCAGAAACGCUUUCCAUAGGCCAGUGCAUGCUUCCAGGGUGAUCAGAGUCAGCCAGGCAUGGCCACCGUCCAGUCUUGAUUUUAUCGUUGGCCAGCCAAGCCUGCGGUACAGGGCUCCAGUUCUCUGUCUGGCAGAUGUGAAUACCUGUGCCCGCCCUCUCUGUCUCUAAAGGCUAUGUUAAGUUCUUAAAAAGGUACUUCCUGCAAGCCACCAGUCUCAGUCAGCUCUCUCCCCUCCCAGUGAGCAUGUUCACCUAAAAAUUAAAGUUGAUUUACCGUAGGCAAGGGUGAUCCCUAAUGUGUACUGGCUUAUGUGCGUUUUCAUGUAUGGAUCUCAGUGUCAGAGUUCACUUUCUCCAUAGUGGCAAAGUAACACUAAUAUAGGCCGGUGUGUUACCUGGAAUGUCCCCAUAGUAUGGAACUAUGGGUGAAACCAUCUUGUGAAAACAGAAUUUUACACACGGUUAUUCAGUGUCGCCUCUGAGAACUCAUCCACAGCAGAGCUUAGAAAACACGAGCUUCCUCUUCCUCACACCCAUUUCCCUUUGGAUGAUUCUGUGACUUCACUAGAACCUGGUGUUAAGGAGACCAGGUGUGUUCCACCCCUACCCCCGGUGUGUAGUGACGGUCCGGAGGGACCCUGGAUGGACACCACAGCCCCUCAUGCCAGCGCAUGAAAACAUCUUGUUGACAUUCUACCACUGGGGCAUUGUGAAGUCACUUACAUGAAACACAAAGGCUUUGUACUUCUCUAGGAAAAAAAAGUAUUUUAGCCUUCUUUUUCUCUAAUCCUUACCCCCAACAAAUGAAACACAAAAUUGCAUUAUAAAAGCAAACCCAAAUGGUAUUUGUUUUCAAUUUUAUUUAUACCUUUCAAGUUAUUCCUUAUAAGUAUCAAGUUAAACACAAUUGGUUUUAAUGAGAAGCUAUUUGACAUUGUUUUUAAAUUUUUUCUUAUAUGGUAAGUGUAUAUCCAGAAUAAUGUAUCAAAAUUUAUUGCAUAGACUAUAAAAUCAUUUUCAAAAUCUCAGUUCCACAAAUAAAGUUCUAUUCUAAUUUUAAAAA
Rattus rattus (black rat) is the source of this 7077-nucleotide messenger RNA. It is a transcript of the gene Nedd4, whose product is annotated as NEDD4 E3 ubiquitin protein ligase. Gene Ontology annotation, molecular function: sodium channel inhibitor activity; protein binding; ubiquitin protein ligase activity. The record is from RefSeq and is a predicted model, not a curated record. Gene Ontology annotation, biological process: receptor internalization; neuromuscular junction development; receptor catabolic process. The transcript has 24 exons. The coding region runs from base 776 to 4447 and encodes 1223 amino acids. NCBI's taxonomy places the organism in Eukaryota, Metazoa, Chordata, Mammalia, Rodentia, Muridae.